Andrographis paniculata is the source of this 1224-nucleotide messenger RNA. Its product is annotated as uroporphyrinogen-III synthase, chloroplastic. The transcript has 9 exons. Gene Ontology annotation, cellular component: chloroplast. Gene Ontology annotation, molecular function: uroporphyrinogen-III synthase activity. The record is from RefSeq and is a predicted model, not a curated record. Bases 35 to 955 code for a protein of 306 amino acids. NCBI's taxonomy places the organism in Eukaryota, Viridiplantae, Streptophyta, Magnoliopsida, Lamiales, Acanthaceae. Gene Ontology annotation, biological process: uroporphyrinogen III biosynthetic process.
CUUUUUAGGCGAACGCGGAUGUUCCUCACAAGUGAUGGCUCCGGUUUUGGCUUUCGCUUCCUCUCCGGUCUCUUUCCCUGCGGUUCCCUUCUAUUCCUGCAGUCGUCGUCGGUUUCAGCGUGGAAUUUGCCCUAAAAUGGGGGGUUUCGCCUCGAUUUCGGUUUCGGCUUCUUUGCAUUCGCCUUCAAAUCUUGAAGUCGUGGUCACGAGAGAGCGCGGCAAAAACGGAAAGCUUAUUAAUGCUUUGGCAAGCCAUGGGAUCAACUGUUUGGAGCUUCCCCUUAUCCAGCAUACUAUGUUACCUGAUUCAGAAAAGCUGACAUCUGUAUUGAGUACAGGCACUUCAUUUGACUGGAUUAUCAUAACUUCACCUGAAGCUGGUGGAGUCUUCCUUGAUGCUUGGAGAGCUGCUGGAACACCAGCGGUCAGGAUUGGAGUAGUGGGAGCUGGUACAGCAAGUGUAUUUGAGGAAAUUCCAACAUCAUUGAAAGCCUGCCUUAAUGUGGCUUUUACACCAUCAAAAGCUACUGGCAAGGUUUUGGCAGCUGAGCUUCCUGAUUCUGGAAAUUCAAGGCACACUGUUUUGUACCCUGCAUCAGCAAAAGCUAGCAAUGAAAUUGAGGAAGGCCUAGCAAAGCGUUCAUUUGAGGUCACUAGGCUGAACACAUAUACGACAGAACCUGUUAAUCAUGUGGAUCAAAUGAUUUUAGAACAAGCACUGUUGGCACCUGUUAUUGCUGUUGCUUCGCCCUCUGCCAUUCGUGCCUGGGUAAGUUUGAUACCCGACUCACAGCAGUGGGAUAAUGCUGUUGCAUGCAUCGGGGAGACAACUGCUAUAGCUGCAAAAAAACUGGGGUUAAGGAAUGUGUACUUUCCCGAAAAUCCUGGUAUUGAAGGGUGGGUGAACAGCAUCGUAGAAGCCCUGCGAGUUCAAAAACAGUUGCAGAGAGUUUGAAAUAUGAUUAUCCAUCUUCUUCUUGGUUGUCAUUGACGCGUGACCCAUUGCAUCUGAGGCUUCUCUUCCUGCAGAUCAAUGGCUUUCUCACUCUACUAUUCACUUUACCAUAGUAUGGCUGAUAAGGGCUUUCAUUGCCAGGUAUAAUGCCGGCUCUUUUCGAUCUCUACACAGUUCUCGAAUUUAUUUAUUUAUUUUUUCUUGGAUUUACUUCCAAAGCUUUUAUGUACAUUGCUGCGUGGGAAGUAAAUAUAUAUAUAUAUAUAUUA